Messenger RNA from Gordionus sp. m RMFG-2023, 2670 nucleotides. RefSeq lists its product as uncharacterized. Gene Ontology annotation, cellular component: nucleolus; preribosome, large subunit precursor; nucleus. Gene Ontology annotation, molecular function: rRNA (uridine-2'-O-ribose)-methyltransferase activity; rRNA (guanine) methyltransferase activity. The transcript is spliced from 10 exons. Gene Ontology annotation, biological process: maturation of 5.8S rRNA from tricistronic rRNA transcript (SSU-rRNA, 5.8S rRNA, LSU-rRNA); maturation of LSU-rRNA from tricistronic rRNA transcript (SSU-rRNA, 5.8S rRNA, LSU-rRNA); rRNA methylation. Bases 30 to 2633 code for a protein of 867 amino acids. The record is from RefSeq and is a predicted model, not a curated record. NCBI's taxonomy places the organism in Eukaryota, Metazoa, Nematomorpha, Gordioida, Chordodea, Parachordodidae.
CGUCUAUCUAUCGCACAUAUCUUUAAAAAAUGGGGAAAAAGUUAAAAACUGGAAAAUCUAGGAAAGAUAAAUAUUACAAAUUAUCCAAAGAAAUAGGAUACAGAUCGAGGGCAGCAUUUAAGCUUAUUCAAUUAAAUCAAAAAUAUUCAUUUCUUCAAAAUAGUACUGUUUUAUUAGAUUUAUGCUGUGCACCUGGAGGUUGGUUACAAGUGGCAGCAAAAACAUUACCAGCCUCGUCUGUAAUUAUUGGAAUUGAUCUUGCUCCUGUGAAAUCUCUACCUAAUGUGGAAUUAUUUCAAGAGGAUAUAACUACAGAAAAAUGUCAUCAUUUAAUAAAACGAUUUUUAAAAACAUGCAAAAUUGAUUGUAUAUUACAUGAUGGUGCACCAAAUUUAGGAACUAAUUGGCUCCUUGAUGCUCAUUCACAAGUGAGGUUAGCAUUUUAUGCUUUCAAAUUAGCAGUCCACUUUUUGGCUCCAGGUGGUACAUUUGUUACAAAGUUAUUUAGGAGUAAAGAUUAUGAUUCAUUACUCUGGGUGUUUCGAAAAUUUUUUAAAAGUGUUGAGUCAACAAAACCUCAAGCUUCCAGAAAUGAAUCAGCAGAAAUCUAUGCUGUUUGUCAAGGUUUUAUCCAUUACAACAAAGUAGACCCAAAAUUUUUGGACCCUAAGUUUAUUUUUCAGGAAAUUGAUGACAUAAUUGUUAAAAAUGCAAUUGAAAAUAAAUUAGAUGAUAAUAAAAACGAUAAUAUAGGAAACAUGGAUCUAGAAUUGAAAAAUGUUCACUUACCUUUAGAGGAUAUUGUUAAAGAUAAUAAUGAUAUGCCUAAAAGUAAGAUUCAAGAAGAUGAAACUAAACUUAAACAAAUUAUAAAGUAUGAAAUAGGUGAUUAUAAAGAAAUUCAAAAAUUAAAAUUUCGCUUGGAACAAGAUUCUAAAGUUAUAGUUAAUAUAGAUGAUGAGUCUGCCACUCAAAAUACUAAAACAUUGAUAUCUGAUAUAGAUUAUAUACUAGCACAUAGCCAUAAGAAAAUUUUGAAAGAAUCUAAUUACAAAGAAAUUUUAUUAAUAGAUCCUAGAAUUAGAAAUCAUCCUCUGACUACACCCGAGGUCAAGGCACUAUGUUCUGAUCUCAAAGUUUUAGGCACUGGUGACAUUAGAAUAUUGAUGAGAUGGGCAUUUAAACUUAAAAAACAGCUCUUUUUAACAACUAUCAAAAACACUUCCAAGACUUCUGAAACUGAUAAAGAUUUGGAUUUCACUGAAGAAGAAAUGGGUGAAAAAAAAAUUUUGGCCAUAAAGCUAGAAUCAGAACAGCUUAUUAAAAUUAAAAGGCGUAAAAUAGCUAAAAUGAAGGCAAAAUUAGCAGAAAGGAUGCGUCUCCAAAUGGAUUUACCUCAUGAUAUCACGGACACAAUACACAAUGAUGAUCUUUUUGAUUUGAAACAAAUUAAUAAGAAAAUGAGCAAUAUAAAAUCUCUUGCAAAUGCUGAAAAAAUAUUGGGCGCCAAAGAAAGUGAACUCAUUCAGGAUCUAGUUUAUGACCCUAAAGACAGGCAGGAAAUCAAGGUGGAACAAUGGUUCGAUAGGCCUAGCUUUAAAUGGUUAUCCCAAAAUUUGCCCGAAUAUCCUGAGGCCCAACGGGAUACCCAAAGACAUUCUCGAGAAUCAGAUUUUGACCAAACUGACGAAGAAGUUGAGGAUGACCCAAAAAGAAUGAUGGUUGACGAUGAAAUUAUUACGUCGGAACAUGAUAUCGAAUCAGAUACCCAAAAUGAGCUCAGAUGGGAGACAGGCAACCGAGAAUCGAGUGUCGAUUCAGCUAUUGGAAUGCAAAAUGAAAUGUCGGGUGAAGAGACGGAGGCUGAAUCCGCGUAUGGUAAUGACGGUAACGAUACUGAAGCGGACAAUAUGGAAAACGACAGCGGUAAUCUUGAUACACCCGAAGAGAUGUUACUCGCGACCUAUAUGGUUCAAUCUAAGAAAAAGAAGAACGAGGUCGAGGACGAAUCUUACCAUAGGUACACUUUCGGUGAAAAGGCUACGUCACUUCCGGACUGGUUCGUGGCCGACGAACGUAAACACUAUUUUAAACGAUUGUUGCCUCCUCAAGCUCUUCCUUCCGAAAUUGUCGAAGAAACGCGUUUGAAAUAUGGUCAAUCUCUUAACUCUCGACCCAUCAAAAAGGUUCUUGAAGCCAGGGCGCGCAAAAAAAGACGCGCAGCAAAACGCCUUGCCAAAGUAGUAGAUAGAGCGCAAAAAUUGACGGCCUCCAUUAACCCCUUCGGUAUUCACGGCGAUAAAAGUGGAGAAAAUGAUACGAGCGCCGCUAGUCAAGCUAUUCAGCGUAACCUCAUAGCCCGAGCGAAACGCACGCGAAGUAUCGCCGCGUCCUCCAAACGGGACAAGAUGUAUGUGGUGGCGAAAGGGCGUAAAGGAAACGCCGGGACAGUUUCCUCUUCGAGAAAGAAAGGUAGAGGUGACAAAAAUUUAAAAGUCAAAAAGGUGGAUCGGCGAAUGAAAAAGGAUGAUUGGAAACGGAAAAAAGAAGCAAAAGGGAAAGGGAAGGUUAAAGGCCGAAAAAGAGUUAAUACUGGCGGAAGUAGGAAAAAGAGCACUGGAAGGAAAAAUUGAUUAAGAAAAUUUUUUGUUAUGAUUGCAUUUGUGUGCU